AUGCUGGCCAGUGGCAGCACUGCUCCAAUGCACAGCGCUACAUUUCUGAAUCAUGCUAGUCGUGACGACAAAGCAGUGGCUCAUGAACGCCGCCUGGCGCUGGCCCUCGACAUUGAUCAAGCAUCUCGGAUCCUGCUACAAAACCCUGGUGUUGAAGGAAAGGAUGCCAAUGCCAGACCCGAACAUUGUCCCUUUGUAUGGAGGAACAGCGCGUGGACCCGAGAGCCGACAUCUUGGUAUAUGGCGUACCAAGAUGGAGGCCUACUCCAAAGCGAAAAAGCGGUUCCUACCGUCCCCUUCCGGGUUCUCGACGCUCCAAAUCUCAAAGAUGACUAUUACUGCUCCAUACUCGCGUACAGUCAGACCUGUCACUCCUUGGCUGUCGCCCUAGGUCAAAAAGUCUAUCUCUGGACAGAACAGUAUGGCGUGCGCUAUCCACCACUCCCCGCUGGCCGAACAGCCAAUUUUGUGACCUCCUUAGCUUUCUCAUCUAAGAAAGGGGGCAAGGCGAUCUUAGCCGUAGCCAGGAACAGCGGGACUGUUACAUUAUGGAGCUUACUGGAGAUCAGACCACGUUUCGAUGCUCCUCACCCCUGUGCAGCAUCCUGCGUGGCAUUCAAGCCUGUUCAAACGCAGCGACCGUCUGUCGCAGGAAAUGACACUGUCAUGUGCGAAGAUCUACUUGUCGGCGACGACUCUGGCAAGAUAUACUACUACUCUUUGGAGUGGCCAGAAUUUGCUCCCGGAUCCAUGACGCUGCUGGCCAAAAUCGACGCCCAUAGCCAGAACAUCUGCGGGCUCGCAUGGUCGCCAGAUGGCAUGCAGUUUGUAUCCGGUGGUAACGAUAAUCGGGCUCAGCUUUUCGAUCCGUCGAUUUUCCUCCAUGCGGAUUACCAGAGGCAUGUCUCGACGACUGUGCUAGAUCACGCGGCAGACAUGUUUGAUGAUCCUGGCUUUAGGACUCCUCCUCAGCUUCCCACGCCCCCAGCUUCGCCGCAGAGAUAUCGAUCUGCAAGCCACCGAGAUUCCUCGAGCUUCAACCGAGGGCCGGCCAACAGUGUGCGUAAUUUUGGUCUAGAAACACCACCUCCAACUCCUCUACGUCGGGGCAGAGUAGCCGAUCGUUCUCUCACCAUCGGCCCUCUUAGCUCACCUGGCAUUCCCCGUACAGCUCCUCUACCAAAUGCGUCCGUCCUUCGCAAUGCGCUCGUGGAUCCCGGCAUCCCUGGGCAAGCCAAUAUCCACGUCCAUUCCUUUUUUCACGCCGCAGCUGUCAAGGCUAUCGCAUUCGCUCCGUGGCAGCCGAAUCUGCUUGCAACUGGAGGCGGAAGCAACGAUCGCCAGAUUCAUUUCUUUCACACGGGCUCAGGAGCGACUCUGGCCCUGAUCAAUGUCUUCUCGCAAGUCACCAGCCUGGUGUAG
Molecule: messenger RNA, 1422 nt
Organism: Cladophialophora immunda
Lineage: Eukaryota; Fungi; Ascomycota; Eurotiomycetes; Chaetothyriales; Herpotrichiellaceae
Exons: 2
Coding region: 1-1422 (473 amino acids)
Biological process (GO): anaphase-promoting complex-dependent catabolic process; positive regulation of ubiquitin protein ligase activity; positive regulation of anaphase-promoting complex-dependent catabolic process
Cellular component (GO): anaphase-promoting complex
Molecular function (GO): anaphase-promoting complex binding; protein binding; ubiquitin ligase activator activity
Source: RefSeq, a predicted model, not a curated record